Molecule: messenger RNA, 996 nt
Organism: Trichoderma asperellum CBS 433.97
Lineage: Eukaryota; Fungi; Ascomycota; Sordariomycetes; Hypocreales; Hypocreaceae
Source: RefSeq, a predicted model, not a curated record
AUGCCCAGACGCUCAGAACCCGAUCCGCCGCAAGGCCUCAACCACUCCUACUAUAACCCAGAGGAACCUCUCGAUUCCAGCUAUCAAGACCCUUCUUCGUCAUCUCGCCGGCCAAAAUCUGAAAAGAGUCGGCGAAACCGGUCUCCCGGCGACGACUACAAACCAAGACGCAGCAGCCGUCGUGAUCCUUCUCCAGGCUACAGCGACAUGAAGCCCUCCCGUAGCCGUCGAUAUCCCAGCCCGCCGCCUUUUGCCGCACCUACUCCUCCACCUCAAGGAGACUACCGGCCAUCCAAUCGUGAUUACAACAUCUAUCCUCCAAGAGAUUCGCCGAGGGAAUCUCAGAGGGGCUCGCAAAGAGAUGCACCGAGAGAGUCGCGCUACCGAGACGAUGACCGACGCUCACGGGACUAUCCUUCAGAGCCACGUGAGCGCCGUCAUAAGUCCUCACGUCGAGAGCCAUCGCCUGAAUACCCUCGACGCUCUCGGAAUAUCUCUCCAGACCCCAGAUCUCGAUCUUCUCGAAGCUAUCCAACAGAAGACCCUCGCUCCUCUCGUCGAUCCCGCGGCGCCCCAGCACCCAGCAGUGAUGACGAGAGAGAGAGACGACACCGAAGCCACCGCUCACAGCCUCGCGAAGCAGAUGCCAGCUACGGUCGAAGCCGUGACCUCGACCGCACCCGAGACCGGGAUCGUGCACCUGCUGACAGCGGCCGCUCAUCGCUCAAGCGUCGAAGCACCAUGCCGACCGUCUCCAGCUCGGGCACCCGCGCCAAAGGCGGCAGCGGCAGCGGCAGCAAUAGCCCUGCCUGGUGGAAGAACCCCGUGAUCCAGGCCGGAGCACGAACGGCCUUGGCUGCCGGCGCACAAGCCUUUAUGCAGAACCGCAAGGAAGCAGGCCCCUGGCUGGGCGCAAAGGGAGCCAAAGUGGCUACCGUCGCUAUAACUGCUGCUCUGGCCGAUGGAUUCUCUGGCAAGGACAAGAAGAAGCGCUAA